AUGUCUCUAUCAACAAGGUCGGAUGCUAUUAAGGAUUUUAGGCCUAUUGGUUUGAGUAAUUUUUUCUUCAAAAUCAUUACAAAAUUUUUGGAUACCAGGCUUGGUACGGUUCUGAAUAGACUGAUUUCUGAAGAACAAGUGGCUUUUAUGAAGGGAAGGAACAUUCAUGAAAAUAUAGCUCUUGCGUCUGAAUUGAUUAAUGAGAUUUCUACGCCAAGGAACUUUGGUAAUGUCGGCUUAAAACUUGACAUUGCUCAAGCUUUUGAUACUAUAAGUUGGGAGUUUAUAACUGAAGUUUUCCGUCAAUAUGAGGGUUUCUUUGGCAUCACUAGAGGGUUGCACCAAGGUGAUCCUCUUUCACGUUUGAUUUUUGUUCUUAUUGAAGAUAUUUUGAGUCGUAAUCUCUCUAAAUUGUUUGCUAAUAGAAGUAUGCACAACAUGGUUAGUAAGAAAGGUGUGGCUCCAACACACUUUCUCUUUGCGGAUGAUAUUCUUGUUUUCUGCAGAGGUAAUCUUCAUAGUUUGCAAAAUUUGAAGACUAUGCUUAGUGUCUAUGAGAAGGCUUCAGGCCAGUGCGUAAAUUAUGCGAAGAGCAAAUUUUAUUACAGUGGUGGCACUUAUUCUCGGAGUAUUGCUAUUACUAAUUAUUUGGGCAUGGAAAGAGCUUUAUUUCUGGAUAAACAUCUGGGAAUUCAAUUGAAGCCUGGAAUUUUGCGGCACAUUCAUGUCAGGCAGGUGGUUGAAAAUAUUAUGGACAAGUUGGCUGGUUGGAAGGGUAAACUCUUAUCUUUUCAAGCUAGACUGGUGUUGAUCAGAUCGUUGAUUGCUAGUUAUGUUAUUCACUAUAUGGCUGUUUAUAAAUGGCCUUGCAAUAUCAUUAAACGGGUUAAGAGAGCCAUUAUGAAUUUUCUUUGGUCGGGUGAUGCGGAAAAGAGUAAGUUCUUUACGGUUUUAUAUGACAACCUGUGUUGUUCAAGACGUGAAUGUGGCAUGGGGCUUAGAAGAUUGAUUGAUGUUAACAAGGCUAUGCUUAUGAAGUUAUGGAUUUCAAUUCGUGAUUCGGACAAGACUUGGGACAGAUUUUUGAGGGUGAAGUACUUCAAAUUGAAUGGAGUUUUGAUUGAUUACAAACUUGGUUAUACGGUUUUUCCUGGAAUCAGCACUCGGGAUUUGAUGGUUCGGCUCAAUAUUGAUGUUGGAAACUUGCCUAUUAUUGUUGGGGGCGAUGACUAUAAGAUUUGGGAUUUUGAUAGCAAAGGAGUCUUCUCAUUUAAAUCUGCAAAGGCUGCCAUUAGAGAGAAUGCAGAAACUCUGCCAACUGCAACUUUAUUUUCUCGGCCAGUUGUGCACCCUACUCUAAGUGUUCAAUAUUGGAAGAUCUGGGCAAAGCAGUGUUGUGCUAGUGAUGAUAAUGUCAUUAAGUAG
Molecule: messenger RNA, 1425 nt
Organism: Papaver somniferum (opium poppy)
Lineage: Eukaryota; Viridiplantae; Streptophyta; Magnoliopsida; Ranunculales; Papaveraceae
Exons: 3
Coding region: 1-1425 (474 amino acids)
Source: RefSeq, a predicted model, not a curated record